Penicillium canescens is the source of this 3086-nucleotide messenger RNA. RefSeq lists its product as uncharacterized. NCBI's taxonomy places the organism in Eukaryota, Fungi, Ascomycota, Eurotiomycetes, Eurotiales, Aspergillaceae. The transcript is spliced from 3 exons. The coding region runs from base 479 to 3025 and encodes 848 amino acids. The record is from RefSeq and is a predicted model, not a curated record.
CGUUUCUUUUCUUUGGAGGCUCGUUUCCUUCGACUGUGUCUUGUUCUCCCUUUCUCGGGGUAAUGGAACGCCAGUUUGCCUUUUGAACGCGGUUUGAUACUAGCGAUUCAGUUCUCUCGUUUUUAUUGAGGCAUUGAAUGUCCCUUCCUUUCUUUAGCGAUUCAAGCUUGAUCCUGUGGUUAUCAAGUCUUUGGUCGAUCACCCUAUCCGCAUUCUAUCAGACACUUGCUUCAAGCUGUCACCGUUCCUCUCUUUCGCUAUUCAAAGCCUCUUUUUCUCUCAUUCUUCACUCGAUCAGGGUAUCGAGCCAGUUAUCAUUCCUUUUCAGUUCUUAAUCAGGGGAUGAAAACAUUCUUUCUACUGAGCCGCAGUUCCAAGUUGCUUGAUGUACUACAAGCCCUAACCUCUCGUCAACAACAACACACGAGAUCCUGCUCAACACUUAACCCAAGGCUUGGCAUAUCAACAAAGUAACCAAAUGAGUGCACCAACUUACGGACCGGGUCCUCGUCCGUCCGGGGAUCUCGACAGGAAAGGGUCAGUCAAGCACGCCAGACAGUUGCUUGAGGCUGGCGUGCGUCCGGAACGAGCAUCGCCAUCCAACCAGAUGAGACAGUCACCCCUGCCUAGAGACAUUUCUCACCGGACACAAUGGCCUCUGCCUGACUCAGGCUUACCGCCAAAUCCAAUCAACCACCAUCCAAGGUAUUUGCUCCCACAAGGACCUCCUCCACAAAGACCGCCACGUCCAAGUGAGAUGCCUUCGCGCCAGAGCCAAAUUCCCUCACCGUCAAUCUAUUCAGAACGGGAUGGCCAGGACUCAGAAACAAGCUCAAACAUUACAUCACGGCCUCCCCGAUCUUUUUCACAGCUGCAGCCGCCUCCGCCGUUGCAACCUCGGCGGCCCUUGAAGGCCGAGCCUCCUGUUAGUCCCACUAGUACAGUCGACAUGACUCCUCGCAUCUCGAUUGCCACCGAUGACUUGUUCAGACAGUCGACCGCCUCCUCGACGGCUUCAAUUCCAGAUGUGCCACCAUUCCCUCCUCCAAUCCCACCGCUUGAACCCCAUGUUUCCCAAGAUCCUUUCCAGCGGACAGCAGGUCUGGUCGCGCCUCCAAAUGCUCGACGACCCCCUCGAGCUCAAUCGUCCGUGGCUCCCAUUCCGGAGGAUCUUCCCGAUCCCCGUUUCACCAAGGGCUCUUUCGCAUCCAGCCGAGCGAUCCCGUCUAGUUGGGGCUCUGGCCCUCCGGAAUCAGAGAUCCUGGGUGCAUAUCUUGACAUAGAAUCAGACGAUGACGAGCCUCGCCCAAGUCCCAAAGAGGAAAAUGCAACCCUUGUCCGAAGUGCUAGUCUUGGAAAGCGUGGGAAGCCAACAAUGCGCACGAUCCUCAAGUCUAAUCCUGCGUCUGUGGUUUCUAUUCCAGAUGCACCACCCACCCCAAAGGAGCACUCAAACAAGGCUGCAGUUGUAGACGCAGCCGCUGGAGUGGGAGCGGGAGCUGCCGCCAACCAAAUGCUCUAUCCACCAAGCAAUCUACGAAAGGCAUCUACAUCUACCGCAUCGAGUGACUCUUUGAACGGCAUUGACCCGGAAAAGCCACCCUUUACCCAGCGCGAACAACACAAUUCUUCGUACAGUGCUGCUCUACAGAAGGAGAUUGAGGUCUUCGGUGGGGAUCUGCCUAGAGCUGCACCUACUAUGAGCGAUAAGAGACCCGGAGGUCGCAAGCCCCCUGCUCUGAACAUGGGUGCGUUGCGGGAUGCAGAGGCUCGUGGAAGUCUUUCAAGCUUGUCUGAUUUGAUCCGUCGUGCUACGAAGCUUGCGUCGAACUUGGACCAUGGGAGGACUGCCAGCCGGGCUGAUUUGGCUGCAGGUGGUGAGACAGGAUUUAAGUCUGCGAUGGAUAUCCUCGCAUCCUUCCCUCCACCAGGCUUACAGACUCCCGAAGGCCGUGGAUCCUGGCCUAUCUUCUUCGGCCGCUCAAACCUGCGUAACGUCGAGCAACUCAACUCCAACGAUGACGAGCCAAACGCCCCCAAGCGCAAGAAAACCUGCUGCGGAAUGUCCCGCAAGGUCUUCGUGAUUCUCUGCAUCAUCAUCUUCAUCAUCGUCAUCCUUGCAGUUCUUCUGCCAGUCUUCCUUAUCGCCGUCCCUCGCGAAAAGGCGAAUAAAGACGCAGCCUGUGCAAACAGCAACCCCUGCAAGAAUGGAGGCAUUAGUGUCUCGAGUGGCAGUGAAUGCUCAUGCGUCUGCUCGAAUGGCUAUACCGGCUCGCAAUGCACCGUUGAGAAUGACGGUAGCUGUACCACUCACGCCAUCCUGAGCGGCACUUCGACCAAGAAUGCAACCAUGGGCAGCUCACUCGCGAAUUUGUUCGAUGAGUCUAAGAAGAAGUUCGAUAUCACUCUCGACGCCUACACUAUCAUGGCCCUCUUCAGCAUGAACAAUAUCUCAUGCAAGACGGAGAAUGCGCUAGUUGCUUUCAGUGAUGUUGAGACUACCAACAGUACCAGCAGUAGCAACAGCCGUCGUUCUCUCGACAUGCUAGCAGACUCAAUCCCAUCCGAAAAGAACCACGCUUCUUCUCCUCUCGUGACUUCCGGCCCAACGCCCGUCCUCGUAUCUCGCGCCGAAGCCACUGUCAACGGUAUCUUGUACGACGACGCAGCACCAAGCAUAUCAGCCACCAAACCAGACCACGCACCCGAUUCAACGGCCACCGGUACAGCCACCAAGAUCAGUUUCCAGCCCUCUUCAGCCACCGAGGCAUCUGCUGCCGCAUCUACUGCAACUGCGACGGCUGUUCCUUCAGAAGUGGUUGAGUUCUCCCAGGUUGCUGUGCUGUACAUUCUGCAGAAGACUGGCUCGCUCAAUUCGGCCAUGGCCUCUGGGGAUCAUAUCCAGGGAUAUCUAAUUGAUUCUUAUACGAAUGCCACCCAUCCUUCGAUGAAGGAGGGGGCGUUUACUCUGGACUUUAAGAAUCUGACCAUCACACUCCCUAACAGUACGGUGACGGCGCAGUGAGAGAUGAGGAAGAGGUGGAAAAGUUUGUACAUAGGUAGUGAGUAAUUGAUGUAAUAUAGGG